Dioscorea cayenensis subsp. rotundata (Guinea yam) is the source of this 1721-nucleotide messenger RNA. RefSeq names its product abscisic acid 8'-hydroxylase 2. The transcript is spliced from 8 exons. NCBI's taxonomy places the organism in Eukaryota, Viridiplantae, Streptophyta, Magnoliopsida, Dioscoreales, Dioscoreaceae. The record is from RefSeq and is a predicted model, not a curated record. Gene Ontology annotation, biological process: multicellular organism development; brassinosteroid biosynthetic process; brassinosteroid homeostasis. Gene Ontology annotation, molecular function: heme binding; oxidoreductase activity, acting on paired donors, with incorporation or reduction of molecular oxygen; monooxygenase activity. The coding region runs from base 123 to 1577 and encodes 484 amino acids.
UGUUCAAGCCUCCCUCUCUUUAGUGGAACAAAAAACACUGUUCAAGUCUGCUUGAAUUAAUAUAUUUCUAGCACCCAUAAACAUAAACAUUAUUCACACACUCAAACACCAAUUCAACCAACAUGGACCUCUCUUUUUCCUACUGCUUCUUCUUGUUCCUCCAUCUCUUAUCAGUACUACUCAUUGUAUUUAUGGCAAUUGAAUUUUUGAAGAUUUUAGUGAGCAGAAGCACAGAGAUGGUGAACCCUCCUCCGGGGAGCUUAGGACCACCUUUCAUCGGAGAAACGCCUGCCUUUAUCUCAGCAAAUAGCAAUAGUAAAGGAUUAUAUGAGUUUGUGAAGACUAGGCAUCUCAAAUAUGGGAGUUGUUUCAAGACAAGCAUAUUUGGGAGCACUCAUGUGUUCAUAUCUAGCACUGAGGCUGCUAAACUAAUGCUCUCUGGUGAAUCUCUUGAUUUUUCAAAGAGGUACAUAAGAUCAAUUGCUGAGUUAUUAGGAGAUCAAAGCUUGUUAUGUGCCUCCAAAGAGACCCACAAGUUGGUUCGUCAUAGAAUAUCCAAUCUCUUCACUUCGGAUUCAUUCUCCUCAUCUAUCAACUUCUUUGAUGAACUUACUUUGAAGACUAUGGCUCAGUGGGAACAAAGGAAGAGUGCUCUUGUUCUUGAUGAUGCUAUGAAGAUAACCUUCAAUGCAAUUUGCAAGAUGUUAAUAAGUUUAUCAGAAGAGAAUGAGCUUCAAAUUUUACAAAAGGAUGUUUUACAAGUUAAUGAAGCAAUGCUUGCCAUUCCAUUGAAUUUGCCAGGGACUAGGUUCUACAAAGGUCUAAAGGCUAGGAAAAGGAUCAUGAACACACUGAAGAGAAUCAUAGAGUUGAGGAGAAAAGGGUUGGAGUUUCAUGAUGAUUUCUUGCAAUCACUUUUGAGGAGAGAUGAUGAUGACAAUGAUUAUGAGCCAUUGGCUGACAAGCAAAUCCUUGAUAACAUCUUGACACUUAUAAUUGCAGGACAAGAUACCACGGCAAAUGCAAUUGCAUGGAUGGUCAAGUACUUAGAUGAAAAUCAAGAAGUUCAGGACACUCUUAGAUUGAAUUUAUCAUCAGAGAAUCAUGGGCAUUCUCUUGGUGUUGAAGCAUUGAAUAGAAUGUCAUAUGCAUCAAAGGUGGUGAAAGAGUCUUUAAGGAUGAUGACAAUUGUAUCCUGGUUCCCAAGGGUAGCAAUGAAGGAAUGCCAGAUUGAUGGAUUUCAGAUAAAGAAAGGUUGGAUAUUGAAUGUUGAUGCAAGAGCUAUACAUUAUGAUCCAAAAGUGUAUGAAGAUCCAACUAAAUUCAAUCCUUCAAGGUUUGAGGAAGAUGCAAAACCUUAUAGUUUCUUGGCAUUUGGAGUUGGAGGUAGGAGUUGUUUGGGAAUGAACUUAGCCAAGGCAAUGAUGCUGGUGUUUCUAUACAGACUUAUGACCAAGUUCAGGUGGAGGGUUACAGACAAAGAUUCAAGCUUAGAAAAAUGGGGGAUCUUUCCAAGGCUAAGAACAGGGUGCCCUGUUCAUGUCACCCCAAUUAACACAGAGUGUGAAUCACUCUAGCAGAGCACAUUAGUGUAGCUGAGUAUAUAUAUAUAUAUAUUUAUAUAUUUAUGUGUAUGUGUAUGUGUAUAUGUAUUGAAAAGGAUGAUGGUGAAUGGCAACUGUAAGACACAUUUUGAAUGUUGGCAAUAAAUAAAUAAACUU